CCUUCUGAAAAACAACUUCAAAACUCUUAAGAACUUCCUCUUAACAAAUGUCUUUCUGCUUACAAAAUAAUGUAUAAUACCCACUUAAUGUCGCUCCCUCUCAGCUUUACGAAAGCAUUUGAAGCGUAUCAGAAGACAUUCUUAAAUUACCCGAGUAAGGCUCCGCUUGUUUUAAAAUAAACGGAAUAAUGAUAUUUUCGAGCGAAUAUAUGAGGGAGAAAUUGUCUAUCCUAACUCCUUUUCUGCCGUAUGGCGUUCUAGAAUCUUGGGAGGAUCUUAAUCCACGACUUUACCAUGCGGUGCACAUUUAUUGGCUAAAAUUCUACGGGUUAUGGUACAAUACGCAUCCGAAAACCAGUUUACUUUUCUGGGUGCACAUAGUUUACACAAUAGUGGUUCUGUGGCUCGUGUGUUUUCUACCCGGCAUAGGCGAGGUCGUCUAUUUACUCAGACGACGAGAUAACAUUGGAGAUAUCGCUGAGGGAUUGUAUUUGUUCUUAAGUGAAAUGUAUACGUACAUAAAACUGUCAGCGUUUUGGUUGAAAAGGAAGGAAAUAAUGGCGCUCCUUGAGUUCCUUCAUCGAGAUGAGUUCAAAGUCAAGGAACCGGAGCAUAGAGAAAUCAUACGGAAGAGUAUUAAGAGGGCCCGCUUCGUGAUGACAUAUUAUUCAAGCAUGUGUGUGGGCGCAGUGAGCGUGGGAAUACUGAUGCCUCUCGCCGAACAGUUCGAAGUGCUGCCCACGAACGUGGAAUAUCCAUAUUUCGAUGUGUAUAAAUCACCAGCCUACGGAAUCAUUUACAUACACCACAUAUAUUACAAGCCAGCAACGUGCAUUAUUGACGGCGUAAUGGAUACCAUAUUGGCGGCUUUCAUCGCCUCAGCCAUUGGUCAAAUAGACGUCCUAGCUUUCAACCUCAGAAACUUCAACUUAAUUGUGGAGCGACGAUGCAAGAUGCUGCCUUUCGCAGAAGUGAACAACAAGAGUACAAAGCACAUGUCUUUGGUGGACCACGAAGAGUCGACUCGGCAUUCUCAACGCGCCGUGUUUAAAGACAUCAUUAAGCACCAUAACAGCAUUAUAAAAUACGUUUCGUUGAUCGAGAGCGCGUUCAGUCUGGCCUCGGCCCUGCAAUUAAUGCUGAGUGUGAUGGUGCUCUGUUUGAUCGGGAUACAAUUCCUUUCGAUUGAAGAGCCUAGCAGUCACCCCAUACAAAUCGCCUGGAUGGCUAUUUAUCUCACCUGCAUGCUCAUCGAAGUUUUCAUUAUCUGCUGGUUCGGAGAUGAACUCAUAUGGAAGAGCUGGGAGCUUCACCAAGCAGCAUUCGACUCCCCCUGGCCCUCAACUGACUCCAAAACCGCCAUGUUCAUCGUCAUCUUCAUGGAGCGCUGCAAGCGACCCCUGCGCGUCACCGCCGGCAAAAUCUUCACGCUCUCACUGGACACUUACACUAAUCUUAUCAAUUGGUCCUACAAAGCGUUUGCAGUCAUGAGGAAUGUGAAGAAAUAAAGCAUGAUGAAGAACUCACAAGAAAAUAAUUUUAAAUAAAAUGGUAGAAAGCAUUUUAAGAAAAGUGCCUUAGCAUUCGUCUUGGCCGCUGUACACACUCGUCGAGAGCCUCUCUCCGAGACUCUCGGCACCACCGCUGCGAGUUCGACCCAUUUGGAGAUGCGCGAGACGAGACGAGGAAGAGCGAGACGAGAAGGGUGUACUCACUCGUUCUCGGACUGUCUCGGGGUGUUUCGACGAGUGUGUACAGCUCGCAUUAAAUGUCAAACAUGAUUAUUACACAGCAAUUAUUUUAACAAGACGACAAUUAUUAUUUGAUAUUGAAAUUUGACUUGUAAAAUGACUAAGCACUUAAUAUAAUUUCGAACGCAGCGCUGUCGCCUUAAAUUUGCAUUGACAUUUUAUAGAAUUUAGCAGCUAAUAUUGAAUUCGACUUGUUGUGAAAUGAGUCAAAGCUAAUUUUAGUGAUUUAGAAUAGUCGUUAGGAAUAGAGCAAUAUUAGAGGCGGCCAUUAUGGCAGCUAAUGGGGAUAAUUGGCAGCGGCGGCGAAAUUAAUGUGUAUCAAACAUGCAACACGGUCUAAUGCUCAGAUACUUGCAGUAUAGGUGUAACACAGAUUUUGGCGUAAAAAAUGU
Molecule: messenger RNA, 2143 nt
Organism: Cydia splendana
Lineage: Eukaryota; Metazoa; Arthropoda; Insecta; Lepidoptera; Tortricidae
Gene: Or-44
Product: odorant receptor 46a-like
Exons: 9
Coding region: 189-1508 (439 amino acids)
Biological process (GO): detection of chemical stimulus involved in sensory perception of smell; sensory perception of smell
Cellular component (GO): plasma membrane
Molecular function (GO): olfactory receptor activity; odorant binding
Source: RefSeq, a predicted model, not a curated record